CCAAACUGGUUUGGAGCAGAGCCGAAAGUGACGAACCAAUGGAAGCUCAGAGGUGAAACAAAAUCCGCAUGAAAACUAACAAAAAAAUAUUCACAGUAAUCCUCGAGGAACCUCUCUCUCUCUCUCUCGUUCUUUCAUUGAACCAUUGAAAGCUGAGCCGUAUGCUGUAGAAAUCAGGUUCCACUCAGACCUCAAAUCGACUUCUGUAGCAAUCCGCUUGCUUUUUCUUUUUCUCUCAUCAAUACGGCUCUAUGGUGUUCAUUUUGGGUUAGUUUGUUGGUUCUGAAUCCCCACAAGAUGGUUUGGAGAUUGGGUGUGGUUCUCAUCAACCAGCACCCCGAUGAUCGGCGAUUCAUGGCGAUUUCCGAGGGAUCGUUUUGAGUAUUUCGUGGCUAGAUUCUUAGUGACUUUGGUUGAUUUUUGAGCGAUGAUUAUGCUGAAUCUUCGGUGGGAAUUGAAGAAUUAGCUAAUGGACUAUUUGCGUCUGAAUCAGUUUGUAUUCCCCUGUUUAUUUAGGUUUUUUUUAGUGGUUUCUAUGCUCUGGAAAUUCAGAUCGUUGUUAUUUUCUGAAGCUCAACCUUGGUUUGAAGUUCUGAUCUCGAAAUUUUAACUUAUCCUUGUGUUUGGCGCUUGUCUCACUUUGACUCUACAAGGAUUAGUGCCUUCCGGCCCCGGAUAUCGCUUUCGUUUAUUGAUUACUGUUACUAGGAUUUUGCUGGAGGGUUGUAGAUUGAUAAAUUUGCGUGUGUUUGUUUCUCCUUUUGGGCUGUGCAAGAACUGCUCAAACUUUUGCCCAAUUUAGCAAAGUGGGUUCCUGAGAAUUUCGAGGUAGAAAUUUAAAAUGGCUAUGUCCUGCAAGGAUGGUAACAAACAUGGUAUCGACAAUGGCAAAUAUGUUCGGUACACACCGGAGCAGGUUGAAGCCCUUGAGCGGCUCUAUCAUGAAUGUCCAAAACCCAGUUCCAUUCGUCGUCAGCAGCUUAUCAGGGAGUGUCCCAUUCUCUCUAAUAUCGAGCCUAAGCAAAUCAAAGUCUGGUUUCAAAAUAGAAGAUGUCGUGAAAAACAGAGGAAAGAGGCUUCUCGGCUACAAGCUGUGAACAGGAAGCUUACGGCCAUGAAUAAGCUUUUAAUGGAGGAGAAUGAUAGGCUGCAGAAGCAGGUUUCGCAGCUGGUGUAUGAAAAUGGCUAUUUCCGCCAGCAUACUCAAACUACGACGCUUGGAGCUAAAGAUACAAGUUGUGAACCGGUGGUAACAAGCGGUCAACACAAUUUGGCAUCUCAGCAUCCGCCAAGGGAUGCUAGCCCUGCAGGACUUUUGUCCAUUGCAGAAGAGACUUUAACAGAGUUUCUUUCAAAGGCCACUGGAACUGCCGUGGAGUGGGUCCAAAUGCCUGGAAUGAAGCCUGGUCCGGAUUCCAUUGGAAUCGUUGCUAUUUCUCAUGGUUGCCCUGGUGUGGCUGCACGUGCCUGCGGCCUGGUGGGUCUAGAACCUACUAGAGUUGCUGAAAUCCUCAAGGAUCAGCCAUCGUGGUUUCGCGAUUGCCGAGCUGUGGAUGUCCUAAAUGUGCUGCCAACAGCCAAUGGUGGAACCAUUGAGCUGCUUUAUAUGCAGCUCUAUGCGCCUACAACAUUGGCGCCUGCUCGAGACUUCUGGUUGUUGCGCUACACUUCUGUUUUGGAAGAUGGUAGCCUUGUGAUCUGUGAGAGAUCACUCAAGAACACUCAGAAUGGUCCAACCAUGCCUCCAGUGCAGCAUUUUGUCAGAGCCGAGAUGUUGCCGAGUGGAUAUCUGAUAAGACCAUGUGAAGGAGGUGGUUCGAUCAUUCAUAUCGUUGAUCAUAUGGAUCUGGAGCCAUGGAGUGUUCCAGAAGUAUUGCGUCCAUUGUAUGAAUCAAGCACUGUUCUUGCUCAAAAGAUGACGAUGGCGGCUCUACGCCAGUUGAGGCAGAUAGCUCAUGAAGUUUCACAGUCAAAUGGAACAGGCUGGAGUAGACGCCCUGCAGCCCUACGUUCACUUGGUCAAAGGCUCACCCGGGGGUUUAACGAAGCACUUAACGGGUUCAACGAUGAAGGAUGGUCCGUGAUGGGAAAUGAUGGCAUGGAUGAUGUAACUAUUCUCGUAAAUUCAUCUCCUGACAAGCUAAUGGGAUUGAACAUUUCAUUCGCAAACGGAUUUUCUGCCAUCAGUAAUGCAGUUUUAUGUGCUAGAGCAUCGAUGCUAUUGCAGAAUGUGCCUCCUGCAAUUCUACUGAGGUUUCUGCGGGAGCACCGGUCCGAAUGGGCAGACAACAAUAUCGAUGCUUAUUCAGCUGCUGCUGUUAAGGUUGGUCCUUGGAGCUUACCAGGGUCCAGAGUUGGAAGUUUUGGGAAUCAAGUAAUACUUCCUCUGGCUCAUACCAUCGAGCACGAAGAGUUUCUCGAAGUGAUUAAACUGGAAGGCAUUGGCCAUACUCCUGAAGAGGCAAUGAUGCCUAGAGAAAUGUUUCUUCUGCAACUCUGCAGUGGAAUGGAUGAAAACGCUAUAGGCACUUGUGCUGAGUUAAUCUUUGCUCCAAUUGAUGCCUCGUUUGCCGACGAUGCGCCUCUUUUACCCUCAGGGUUUCGGAUCAUACCACUUGAUUCUGGAAAGGAAGCAUCCAGCCCGAAUCGCACACUCGAUCUUGCUUCUGCUCUUGAAAUUGGUCCUGCUGGAAAUAGAGCACCAAAUGACUCUGUAAAUUCUGGGUGUUCAAGGUCUGUAAUGACGAUUGCGUUUGAAUUUGCAUUUGAGAGCCAUAUGCAAGAACAUGUGGCAUCGAUGGCUCGACAAUAUGUUCGUAGUAUUAUAUCAUCGGUCCAGAGGGUUGCAUUAGCUCUCUCACCUUCUCAUUUAAGUUCACACGGCGGACUACGAUCUCCACUUGGCACUCCUGAAGCACAGACGCUUGCUCGUUGGAUCUGCAACAGUUAUAGGUGCUACUUGGGGGUGGAGCUAUUAAAAUCUGGAAUCGAAGGAGGGGAGCUUGUCCUGAAAACAUUGUGGCAUCAUUCAGAUGCAAUCAUGUGCUGCUCUCUAAAGGCAUUGCCAGUGUUCACUUUCGCCAAUCAGGCAGGCCUCGACAUGCUCGAGACAACCUUAGUCGCACUUCAAGACAUAACUUUAGAAAAGAUAUUCGACGACCAUGGAAAAAAGACUCUCUGCUCAGAAUUUCCACAGAUAAUGCAACAGGGAUUUGCUUGUCUUCAAGGAGGCAUAUGCCUAUCGAGCAUGGGCCGACCUGUUUCGUAUGAACGAGCCGUAGCUUGGAAGGUGCUAAACGAAGAGGAAAAUGCACACUGCAUCUGCUUUAUGUUUGUGAACUGGUCCUUUGUCUGAUGCUAAGAUUCCCCAAAUGAAGUUGAAGACUUAUUUAAUGUAAGAUCUCUUUUAUUAGCUAUUUUGUUUAUGUAAACUUUGGAUCUCUGUAAGAGAGAAAGACAAUGAAUUGGGCUGCCCCUUCAGUAAAAGACCAUAUUUUAUUA
This is a messenger RNA of Cucurbita pepo subsp. pepo (vegetable marrow), 3501 nucleotides long. The record is from RefSeq and is a predicted model, not a curated record. NCBI's taxonomy places the organism in Eukaryota, Viridiplantae, Streptophyta, Magnoliopsida, Cucurbitales, Cucurbitaceae.